UCAUCCCUUCCAAAAGUGAAGACACUAAACGGGUUUGACAUUGAAGUUGAAUUACGAGUUGUCACACCAACAAUUUUAAUUGUUUGGUUUUGUAAUUACUACUGGUUUAUGUUGAACGGUUAGAUAGACUGCCUGCGCUCUAUUAUUUAAAUUACAUGUUGUUUAUAUAUAUAUAUUGUAAGCAAUACACGAUUACUCCAUAAAGUACUUAAAAUAUCAGCUGAUGUGUAAGUUUUAGAUAAGGGCUGACUGUAUUUACUUCGAUUUUCUGAUAGCACGUGUGAGUAGUUCUCAUGUAGCAUCAGGCCGAAUAGGAUCCCUGAAGGCCUUUCCUCUUGCUAGGCUGCCUAUACCAGUUGCCACGAUAACCUGCUUGUGUAUAUAAAUAAUUAUUUCUUCCAGUCAGAGUAUGUAGUGGCAAAGUACGUUUAGAGAAGUUGAACGCAGCAAAUAUAACUAUCAUUAAAGUUAAAGGAACGAGCUCUAAAGCAAGAAAUCGUAACUACUACGUGAAACAGUUUUGUUACUUCUUCGUAAGUGUGAUACUAAUUUAUUCAUUUAGGAUACGUCACUUUUUAAGUCUGAGUUUUUUUUUUUGUGAAUGUUUUAAUUUUCUAAAAUAGUGACAGUCAGUUCAGUUCCAUAAACAGUUUGACAGAAUUGUAAGUUCAGAAACAGCAUACAGUGUCCUGAUGCCAACAAGAAUGACAGAACUGAGGUUGAUUAUAAUAGUUGUGUCCAUAAUUUUGACUGUACAAUUUGUGUCAGUGAAAUGUACGAAUAAUACAACCGCUGAAGAUGACAGGUCCCAUGUGCAAGAUUGCAUGAACAGUUCUGUCUCAGAUUUCCCUGAUGAUUUGUUUGAUUUCAAAGAGAGGAAAAAUGGAGCAAUCAUCGUUCAUUUCUUCUUAGCACUCUACUGUUUCACAAUAAUUGCAGUAGUUUGCAAUGACUAUUUUCUGCCAUCUGUGGACUGCAUCUGUACAGAGCUGAACCUUACACAGGAUGUGGCUGGAGCAACUUUCAUGGCAGUUGCUACAUCAUCACCAGAACUUUUUGUCAAUAUCAUUGGAACUUUCAUUACGGAAUCAGAUCUUGGAGUGGGGACAGUGGUGGGUUCAGCAGUGUUUAAUACACUGGGGGUUGCAGCAUGUAUUGGUCUUGCAGCUUCUAAGACUAUUAUUCUUGAAUGGUGGCCACUGACACGUGACUGUAGCCUCUACAUUGUUACCAUUGGAGUUCUGACUGCAGUGACUCUUGAUGAGAAAGUAGAGUGGUAUGAAGCUCUCAUACUAUUCCUUAUGUAUAUUACAUACUUCCUCAUAAUGUGGGGAAAUGGACACCUUAUGAAGUUGGCUAAGAAAAUUGAAGUCAAAAUUAUUGGCAGUAAAACUGUUCUAAAUGAUCCAGAGAGCUCUACAUCAGAGGUUUAUUCAAAUGUUGGCCCUGGAAUAUACCGCUGGUAUCUUCAUGGUGAUUUUACUGUCAGUAACAAGAUGACUUCAGAUGAUACAGAAAAAUCUCCCAAAAAAGGAACAGGUCGUCUGAUGUGCCCACCAGUAGGGGGCCUACUGGACAAAGUGUGGAAUAUAUUCUUAUGGCCAAUUUCACUCUUGGUCUUCAUCAGUAUACCAGACUGUCGAAAAAAUCACUUUCGCCAUUUAUAUCCUCUCACAUUCAUUAUGUGCAUCGUAUGGAUAGCUACAGCAUCAUACUUGAAUGCUUGGAUGAUGACAAUUAUAGGUAAUACAUUGGGAGUUCCUGAUUCUGUCAUGGGCCUUACUAUGCUUGCAGCAGGUGGAAGUUUACCUGAAGCAUUUUCAUCUAUCAUCAUGGCACGGAAGGGUGUGGGAGCCAUGGGGAUCAGUUCCUCUGUUGGAGCCAAUACUCUCAACAUUCUUCUCUGUCUUGGUACGCCUUGGUUUAUCAAAUGCAUUGUACAAAUCAUCCAAACUGGUAAUACAAACAGUAGUGCAGUCAACAUCAUUUCAGAAGGUGUCACCUACAAUUGUUUUGCUCUCCUCUCCAGUGUCCUGCUACUUUAUGUUGUCAUAGCUGUUUUCAAAUUCCAUCUUGGAAAGCUUCUUGGAUUCACAUGUCUCGUCACAUAUUUCAUUUUCAUCACAGUUUCUGUUCUCAUUGAAAUGAAUGUAUUCUUUUAUGUUAAUAGGCCUUUAUGUGCUGAAAUAUGAAAAUAAUUACUUUCACA
This is a messenger RNA of Cryptotermes secundus, 2209 nucleotides long. RefSeq names its product sodium/potassium/calcium exchanger 4. Gene Ontology annotation, molecular function: calcium channel activity; calcium, potassium:sodium antiporter activity. The transcript is spliced from 8 exons. Bases 693 to 2192 code for a protein of 499 amino acids. Lineage: Eukaryota; Metazoa; Arthropoda; Insecta; Blattodea; Kalotermitidae. Gene Ontology annotation, cellular component: membrane. Gene Ontology annotation, biological process: calcium ion transmembrane transport; intracellular calcium ion homeostasis. The record is from RefSeq and is a predicted model, not a curated record.